CGCGAAUCAUAAAGUAUGGAAUCCAAACACCGGAAGAACGCUUUCAAAUGGUCUAACAGAAUGUUGUUUUACGAACCAAAUGCAGACGAUCGAAUGCAUUCAACCCUCAUAAUAAGGAAGCAAAAUAUAGGUGCAUCAUGGUUCAAUCUGCAGGAGUUCCACAGCUUUCAGGAAAUCAGGCUCAGCCAGGGAGACCCUGCUCGGCUACAGAGACAGAAGUGGAUCUGAGUCACAAUACCCAGGCACCACCACCACCACCCAAGGAAAGUGGCCCUAAUAAGAGGAGGAAGGCGAGAGUGAGGGGAGACAGCACCAGGCCCAAGAAGAGAAUGACGGACAGCAGGGGUGUUAGCAAUGGACCACUAGAGGAGAAGCAAGGGCUGUGUGAUGAGGGAAGCCCCUUGCCUCCACCCCUCCGGAUCUCUUUAAAAAGCCUGUUGGAGGCUGAGAUGAAGCUAGUGUAUGGUGACGAGCAGCACAACAUUACCCAGCAGCCCUCCAAGUCCCCAGUCACCUCCUCGGCUUCACAAUUAAUGUGUCAAGCCUCUGAAAUAGUAGGCCCUCCAAGUGGACCUAAUCUCGGCUUUCUGCCUCAAAUUGACAAAUGGCUGGAUGUAGCCUUACAGGAUGCCGACUCAUACUACAGACAGAAGAAAUAUGGGAUCGCAGCCAGUCGUUUUACCACAGCUCUGGAGCUGUGUUCAAAAGGUGCUGCAGUUGAACAAUCUUUGCAUGCAGAGUAUGAAGACAUUUCUAAGGUUGCCAGUUUGAUUGAGUCCAGACUUGUUGCCUGUUACCUGAGACUGAAGAGACCGGAGAUAGCCCUCAACCACUCCCACAGAGCCAUCCAGCUAAACCCCAUCUAUUUCCGCCACCAUCUGCGCCAGGCCAUGGUGUAUCGACUGCUGGGGAACCCAUGUGCGGCAGCAAGGAGUGCCAUGAUUGCUGACUGGGUGUACUGGCUGUCCGGGGGCUCAGAGGAACACAUAAGCAAGCUCAUCAAACUGUAUUGGCAGGCUCUGUUGGACGAUGCGAUCACCAUGGAGGAUGGUUUCUCUGUCAUGUACACCCCGCACUCUGCUGGGGACUCCGUGGGGGAUUGCAUCGCCAUGGCUGAGGAGACCUUCAGGAAACAGCACCCCGCCUUCACAGACUACCUGUUCACAGACACAGCAGGGAACCCAUCAUCCAUCCAUCACCACUCUGUGGACCCCAGUGGAUGUCACCUGCUGCCCCAGACCACAGACUGGAGCAAUCCCCCAUCCACCCAGCAGAAAUACGUCCUCACCCUGGGCUUCAGGAGGGGACAGGACGGCAGCUUUCUCAGCAAACUCACCAGCAGGACCUGCCCCUCUUUCACAGCUACAGGACCCAGCGCCUCAUUCAGCCCCAGUAGCCCAGAGGACAUGGAGCGGCUGUGUGACACGUUCAGCAGGAGGAUCCUACCAGUCUUAGAUUUUAUUAAGUGCACCAAACUAGCUGCAGGUUUUUCCCCAGGUUCUGGGCUUGUGGAGAGGCUGCAGUAUGCUGGCUACCUGGGACAGAUCCAACGCAGCAGGGAGCAGACCUCCAUCCUCCACCAGGCGCUGGCUGAGCUCGCUGUCGCCCCCUACCUGCAGGACCUCAGCCACGCAGAUACCACUCUGCUGCAGGCUCUAAUGGCAGACACCAUGGACACCCUUGAAGGAAGGCGGACUGAUAGAGAACGUGUGUGGAAUGAAAUGCAAAAGGUGGGGAUGUUGGAGGAUCUGUUGUUCCAACUGGAGGAGACGUAUCUGAAGAACAAGGCUCAGAGGGCCAGUAGGAAGCAGAGGGCCGGGGCCCAGGGGGCAGAGGGGAAAGCCAGGGGAAGAUCCAAAGCAGGGGUCAAAAUAGGGGCCAAAGGAGGGGCUACAGUGGUGAUGGACAAGGACAAAGGUCUUCCCACUGACAUCCAGCGGGAGACAGUAGUAACACCAAUGACCUUACCAGACCCAGGAUCUGACAGCCAGGACAGUGGAGGCCCGACGUCGUCCUCAUCCUCAAAAUGAAUGGACACCCUCCUCUUCCCUCUCACAAAGCCUCAUCUUCAGCCACAGCAUCUUUCACACCAUUACUCUAGGCUGGCAGAAAUAAAUGGAGUCUGUAGCCUUGCUUUCA
This is a messenger RNA of Coregonus clupeaformis (lake whitefish), 2139 nucleotides long. Its product is annotated as spermatogenesis-associated protein 16. Gene Ontology annotation, cellular component: Golgi apparatus. Gene Ontology annotation, molecular function: protein binding. The record is from RefSeq and is a predicted model, not a curated record. Bases 138 to 2030 code for a protein of 630 amino acids. Gene Ontology annotation, biological process: spermatogenesis. NCBI's taxonomy places the organism in Eukaryota, Metazoa, Chordata, Actinopteri, Salmoniformes, Salmonidae. The transcript is spliced from 12 exons.